Molecule: messenger RNA, 906 nt
Organism: Homarus americanus (American lobster)
Lineage: Eukaryota; Metazoa; Arthropoda; Malacostraca; Decapoda; Nephropidae
Product: transmembrane protein 205-like
Source: RefSeq, a predicted model, not a curated record
CGCUUCGUCAGUCAUACCACGAACAGCGCCUCUCUGGUGAAUAUCUGAAGACACAACUUGACCUCAACUUUAAUUAACCUCGACCAGCGGAAUUUGUUUUGUACUUAAUCAGUGCAAUACAUAAGGAGGAGUUAUUGUCUAAUUCACCUCAAGAAUAUAUACUGUCCAGUUACACAUUUUGUUAAGUGAUCUUGGGCAGCUGACCCGAGGAGUAGCCCAGAUUUAAUGUGCGUGUCAAGUGUAAGUAACGUGGCUGCCAUGACCGUGGCAGAGGUAAGCACCACACUGACGGAGAGCCCCGACAAGACCAACGUGUACCGCUCUCGCUUCCACUCGAUUUCCGAGUUCCGCCCCUCAGAGAUGCAUAAAUCCAGAUCCUUCGCCGGGUUCAGCAUGUUCUCCUCCUCCACCAACGCCCUCACCAACCAAGAGCUGGAGAAACUGGUGGACUCACGGAAGAGGGAGCCUACCAAGGUGACCAAGGCGCAGAUCAAGGAAUACGGCAAGAAGUACAAACACUUCCAGGCACACGAGAAGGACAAUGCUCCUUGGUACAGAGCUUUGUUGGAGCACACGCAGCCUGCACAUUUCAUCACAAUAGUGGCGGUGGUGUAUCUCGGCUUCAGGCUGUUCCCCGAUUCCCGCAGGCAUGCUACUGAGGCCUCCACACUAACUAGGCUCUUCUAUAUCGCCGCCGUCAGUACCGUCUUCGGCAGUCAGAUGUGGAUGACUUUUGUGUCAGGUCUUGCUCUCUUCCUCUCCGUCCCCCGACACGUGUUCGCGCAGGUGCAACAGGUGCUCUUCCCGCUCUACUUUUUGUGCAACGCGGCUCUGAUGUUGGUGGCUGUGGUGAUGUACACACAACACCACCCAACACACCUGUGGGACACUCAUCAGAUGAUGCAG